This is a messenger RNA of Haliotis rubra (blacklip abalone), 2998 nucleotides long. RefSeq lists its product as uncharacterized. NCBI's taxonomy places the organism in Eukaryota, Metazoa, Mollusca, Gastropoda, Lepetellida, Haliotidae. Gene Ontology annotation, molecular function: protein binding. The coding region runs from base 476 to 2998 and encodes 840 amino acids. The record is from RefSeq and is a predicted model, not a curated record. The transcript has 6 exons.
UGUUCAGUUAACAGCCCACCGUGAAGGCUUUUGUCUUGGUGACAGUCAAUACGCGACAAUACAUUGGGUGACGCAAUGACCUACAUACCGCUUUUAGGAUGGCAGUUGCACAAUUAGGCGGCUUCUACGCAGUUGCAGCAGUUACCUGAGUAUGCCUGCUUUACGCUGUAUGCACCGCACUUGGGCUGACGACACUGACAUACGAAUAACCGAAUAUAACCAUCAAUAACGUUUGUGAUUAUCAGGUGUGAGGACUUACCUGUGAUGCAAUCGGAUGACGCUUAUUGGACUUCAUCAGUCGGACGACAGUGAGUAAUGGAAGGAAAUCCUGACGCAAGUGACCAUCAGAUGACCGGAAGGCUUACUGAGGAAGCAGCUGAAGUCCUGAGAAGGAAUGAACAAGGGAGACAACCAGCCUCUAUAUUAGCCACACAGCACAACUACAGUGGUCCAGUGUCUCAGGUGGACUUGACCAAUGCGUCCAAUGUCUCUGUCUCCGUUGGGGAGCAAGGAACUAGAAUGUCUGUCACAAGAACGUUUCUGUCACAAGGUGGAACACCUAAAGAAGUAUUUUGUGAACAUCCAUGCCCUCCAGACAGCUAAACAACUCCUUGAGAAGUAUGGUCAUGCCAGCAUCUGUGGAGCUCCAGGAGAUGGGAAGACCAGCAUUGCUCUGAUGAUCUGUGAGGAAUAUCAGCAACAGGGAUACGAAACAGUGUUUGUGGAAGACAUUCAACUCUUUGAUGUUGAUACAAUUUCUAAACGACAAUCACACAUGUUGGUUGUUUUUGACGAUAUAUUUGGCUCUGUUACAUUCAGUUUAAAUUUGGAAAAAAUACAUAAACUGUUUAGGGCUUUGGUUGAUGAUCGUGCUAAAACUGCUGCAGAUGCUGAGGUUUCAAAGAAGAAGAAGGAUGAAGAAGGGAAAGACAAAUCCAAAGAAGAACCCCCUGUUUACAAACUAAAACUUUUGUUCACAUCUAGGACAUACAACUGGAAAGAAGGAUGUUCCAGACUACGUCAGUACAAAGUGGAUCUACUUAGAGCAGAAGCUGUUCUUGAUAUGGCUAAAGACUGUCUGACGACUGAAGAAAAGAAACGUGUGUUAUGUUCUUACAAGUCCAAACAUCCUGCAUGCGAUAUCUCUGAAAAGGAUAUGUGUAUCAUCACAGAUUCAAAACACAACAUAUUUGGAUUCCCUCUUAUCAGCAGACUGUUUUUCACCAAUGCUGUUUUCCAGUUGCACAAGCUGGAAUUCUUCAACCAUCCACUGACCUACCUGAGAAGCGACCUUGACACUAUUGUCCGUGAAGAAAGCAAUAGAUCGGCAGCAAUCAUCAUCCUCAUCCUGUCUGAUGGAAAACUGAACCUUGUUUCUUUGCAGUCACGGAAAGCUGGACAUGUGAUGUUUGACGCUGUCAAGGAUGUAGUUCCUUUUUGUACAAGGACAGGCAUUGUCAAGGAGAUCAACAACUUUACUGGGAUCUACUGUACAAUCGAGGAUCACAUAGCAUUUUUCUCCCACCCCUCCAUAUACGAUGCUGCAGCCUGUGCUGUAGGAUGUCUCAAUAUCGUGUUGCUGCUGGAACACUGCUCACUGAAGUUCUUGUAUGAACGAGUGAGACUAAGUAUUAGUCUACAGUCAUCAGACAUUGAUGAUGUCACAAACCUGAUCUCCAUCACGCCCCAACUACACCCAGUGGUAGUGAACAGACUGGUGGAAGGUAUUCGACAAGGGUGCUUCAUCUGGACAGUAAAACACCCCGUUCUCCAGGAUGAAAGGAUUGCCUCUCUACUAUGGACAGAGAUUAAUGAUAAUAUUGGUGAGACUGUCCUGCGAAGGGAUAUAGAAACUGGUGAAAGCUUUUUGUAUUUGGCUUCCCUAUCUUACAGUUACUUUCUAUUCUCCAAGUCUUUAGAAGUUGCUGUAAGACUGGGUGACACAGCACCUGAUCUAUAUACAUGUGUGGUAGCCUGUAUUACCCAUGACAAACUGGAAUAUUUGGAACACCUCGUUACAGUGAUGUGUAAACGUGGAGGAUUUGAUGUUGAAUAUGCCAUCGACGGGACAACCCUCCUGCUCAUUGCUGCGAAGUCCCGAAAUCAUAAGGUGUUCAACUUUCUCAUACGGAAAGGUGCUGAUAUUUCAGUGACGGACAGGAAAGGAAACACCUGUUUGCAUUAUGCGUGUGAAUCAGGAAGCAUGGCGUUGACAACAAAGGUGGUUGAAACAUGGCCUGCCUUGAUUAAUUUGAUGGGUUAUGAGAAUUUAACGCCUGCAGUGAUUUGUACCAAAAGAGGUCGCCUUGAUAUUCUAAAGUUCCUAAAACAAAAAGGAGCCGAUUUAACAGUAACAGGUGGGAAAGACUGUUUGCAUUUUUCGAGUGAAAAUGGUAAUCUUUCAACUGUGAACUUCUUAAUUUCACUGAAGCUAUUCGAUGUGAACAAGAAGGAAACAUCAUUGAGUCGAACAGCAGUUAUGUUUGCCGCAAAAGGAGGGCAUGAAGAUGUUUAUCUUCGUCUGCUGUCUGAGGGCGCUGAUCUGACCAUAACUGACGGGCAUAAUAAAGACUGCCUGAUGCUGGCAUGUGAAGGUGGUAACAUAUCUAUUGUGAAACACAUCAUAUCCAUGAAAACAUGUGACAUCAACAGACGAGGAGGGUCCUCAGGAAAAACACCAAUUAUGACAGCAUUAGUAAGAGGACACUAUAAUGUGUAUCAUCUCCUUGUAUCUGAGGGUGCUGAUCUCACCAUUACUGACACAAGCAACAGAGACUGCCUGAUGUUGGCAUGUGAAGGAGGUAUCAUAUCUAUUGUGAAACACAUCCUAUCCAUGAAAACAUGUGACAUCAACAGACGAGGAGGAAUCGCAGAAAAAACACCAAUUAUGAUGGCAUUAGAGAGAGGACACUUUAAUGUGUAUCAUCUCCUUGUAUCUGAGGGUGCUGAUCUGACCAUUAUUGAUAGACAACAGAGACUGCCUGAUGUUGGCAUGUGA